CUCAAGUUAUGCCAAUUGGAAUCACCCAUGUUGCUUCGUGUCAAAAAAAGAAUUUUUCAUUAACAAAAUUCACUCGUCCGUGGCUUCAAUUUGUGAUUUUUAAGAUUGAACACGACUAUAUAUAGUGUUGCUAACAUAGACAGAAGAACAAAAUGUUUCUGUGGGAUUGGUUUACUGGAAUGCUGAAUUUUCUAGGCCUGAUGAAGAAGUCAGGAAAGCUCGUGUUUUUGGGCCUGGACAAUGCAGGGAAGACCACUCUGCUACACAUGUUGAAGGACGACCGAAUGGCCCAGCAUGUACCCACCUUGCAUCCAACGUCUGAGGAGCUUUCCAUGGGCGGGAUGAGGUUCACCACAUUUGACCUUGGUGGUCAUCAGCAAGCACGAAGAGUUUGGAAGGACUAUUUCCCUGCGGUGGAUGGCAUUGUUUUCCUGGUGGAUGUAUUUGAUAGACAGCGAUUUAUUGAAGCUAAGGCAGAGUUAGAUAGUUUGCUUACAGAUGAGCAGGUAGCCAACGCGCCCGUGUUGAUACUGGGCAACAAGAUCGACAUACCAGGGGCGGCCAGUGAAGACGAGAUCAGGGCAAUGUUCGGACUCCAUGGGCAAACCACUGGCAAGGGAAGCGUUUCUCGCAGCGAACUCCCUGGCCGGCCGAUGGAAUUGUUUAUGUGCAGUGUUUUAAAACGACAAGGAUACGGGGAGGGCUUUCGCUGGCUGGCUCAAUACAUCAACUGACAUCUGUGCUGACUUAGUGCUAACUAUCUUCAUCUAUAAAUUUGUGAGAAAUCUGUCGGAAUUGUAGAUAUAACGAGUUACUUUUGUUUGUAUGUGUGGAAUAAUUGAUUUACAAAAUGACCUAGGUUUAACUUUUUUCUGUCGUUUUUUAGAAGCAAAGUUAUUUGGCUAAUGGUUUCUUUUUGUGGAUAUAAUAUGUUGGUAAUUUGUCAUUGCUUUUUUUAAAGAGAUGCUUUUCUGGUAAAUCUCUAUUUAACAUAAAUAAAUACAUUAUGGAAUGAAAUACCAUGCAAAUGGUAACUGUAUGUAUGAAAGGUGAAAUGUAAAUCAAUUUCUAUUUUUGAUUUUCAUUUUGUGUGUGUAGUUAAAUGUUAAAUUAGGUUAUGACAGAAUCAAGUUCUGCUACAGAUAAAUGUUAACUAUUUAAUUUAUAUUGUUUCAAAUUAAACCAGUGUCUUAAUAUUUUAUGAGCAGUUUUUGCUUAUCUGAAGCUGCAUAAGUUGACUUCCCAAAUCAGUGGCUUUUGUGAAAAGUAUACUAUGUGAUAAUCAGUGACAGGAAUGUGUUUUAAAAAUAUACUGCAGGCAUG
Messenger RNA from Dreissena polymorpha, 1323 nucleotides. RefSeq names its product GTP-binding protein SAR1b-like. Gene Ontology annotation, cellular component: COPII vesicle coat; endoplasmic reticulum exit site. The record is from RefSeq and is a predicted model, not a curated record. Gene Ontology annotation, molecular function: GTPase activity; GTP binding. Bases 153 to 734 code for a protein of 193 amino acids. Gene Ontology annotation, biological process: endoplasmic reticulum to Golgi vesicle-mediated transport; membrane organization; intracellular protein transport. Lineage: Eukaryota; Metazoa; Mollusca; Bivalvia; Myida; Dreissenidae. The transcript is spliced from 7 exons.